Molecule: messenger RNA, 3028 nt
Organism: Frankliniella occidentalis (western flower thrips)
Lineage: Eukaryota; Metazoa; Arthropoda; Insecta; Thysanoptera; Thripidae
Product: secretin receptor-like
Exons: 12
Coding region: 464-2122 (552 amino acids)
Biological process (GO): cell surface receptor signaling pathway; adenylate cyclase-modulating G protein-coupled receptor signaling pathway
Cellular component (GO): plasma membrane
Molecular function (GO): peptide hormone binding; G protein-coupled peptide receptor activity
Source: RefSeq, a predicted model, not a curated record
CCACCGGCUGUCGCACAGGCCGCGUCGCCCGUCCGCCUCCGCUCACGUCUCGCAGCCUGCCUGCCGCCGCGCCCUCGCGCUCUCGCCGCGCUCUCCCUCGCGCCUCCACAGCCAGACAGACAGCCGGCCAGCGCGCAGCCAGGACGCGAUCCUGCUGGAGAAUCCCAGGAGGACGGCACGGAGAAAGGACCUGCCGGCCCGGCCAGGACAGACGCGCUUCCUGUGCAGCGAGCACGGCAAUGGACUCCUCGGUGCUGGCCGAGGGGUGGGGGCGAGGGGGCCCCGGCUGUCCCCGGCCGGGGCUGGUGCUGCACUGAGAGGAGCGGCCGCGCCAAGCCACGCCAACGCCACGCCGCGCCACUGACGCCGUACGGAGCCCCGCGCCAGCCCGCCUCUCUCUACCCCGACGCCGCCGCCGCCGCCACAUCCAUACUGCAUAGGCGAACCACUCUCGGAAUAGGUCAUGCCCCACGUCCUGAUGCCCGUCGUGCUGGAGGACAACACUCGUCUGCUGGCGCUGGCCGACCGGCUGCGGCAGCGGCGCGAGGAGUGCCACGCGGAGGUCCGCGAGCACCAGCAGUACCUGCAGCGCCAGCAGCAGCUGCCCCCGGAUAUAGGCGGAGGCAAGCAGGCAGUGCUCCUCAUCGGGGACGUGGGGCGGCGGAGCCGAGGCCAACGACUCGCUAUGGACCUACAGCAACUACUCGCAGUGCCUGAUCACACAGGAGACGUCGACCAAUGCGACGACGCACAUGGACCUGUGGGUCCCGGUCGUCAAGAAGGUGGCGCAGGUGGGCUACAGCGUCUCCCUGUUCACGCUCGUCGUCGCCUUCAUCAUUCUCCUGUCCAUCAAGAAGCUGCGCUGCCCCCGGAACAACCUGCACCUGCACCUCUUCGCGAGCUUCAUGCUGCGGGCCGCCAUGUGCCUGUUGAAGGACGUGCUCUUCGUGCAAGGGCUGGGUCUGCCCGCCGACCUCCAGCUGAUCGGCGACACGGUCGAAUUCAUCCCCGGCCGCAGCAACUGGGAGUGCAAACUCAUCGUCAGCCUGUGGCAGUACUCCAUCAUGGCCAACUUUUCCUGGAUCCUAAUGGAGGGCCUCUACCUCCACAACCUCAUCUUCUUAGCACUCUUCAGCGACAACAGCGCCAUCACGUUGUACGUCUGCCUAGGCUGGGGUCUUCCCGCUUGUGUGGUGCUGCCGUGGGUGAUCGGGCGGCGAUACCUCGACGACCACUAUUGCUGGAACGUACAUGCUCACGACGCUAUCUACUACGUGGUUCGCAUCCCCACUAUCAUCACGGUGUUUGUCAGUUUUGCCCUGUUCGUCAACAUUGCGAGAGUGCUCCUCAUCAAGAUGCAGGCAUCUGUUCAGGUGCAGCGGCGCAGCAUGCGAUACAAGCGCUGGGCGCGCUCCACGAUGGUGCUGGUGCCGCUGUUCGGGACGCAGUACGCGCUGUCCCUCGUCUUCCAGGCGGGCGUCGGCCACCACGAGAUCCUGGAGAUCAUCUGGAUCGGGGUGGACCAGACCUUCGCGUCGUUCCAGGGCUGUCUGGUGGCGCUGCUCUACUGCCUGAUGACGCGCGAGGUGCGCGUGGAGGUGCGCCGGCGCUGGCAGUCGACGCGCACCUUCUGGGGCGGCCGGCGGAGCGGGUCGUCCCGGCGCCCGGGGUCGCUGCUGCAGUCCGCGCCGUCGCUGUCGCGGCCCAACAACGGCCCGCCCGGCUACCGCCGCCCCAGCGACUUGCAAGGCCAGAUCUCGGGCCGGCUGGAGCUCGACCGGCUCGACGGCGUGCUCGACGACAACAACGACAACGUGAUCAUGGACGACAGCAAGAACAAGGACGUGGAGGUGCAGAGCAUGCAGGGGCUGACCACGGUGGCCGCGAGGACCAAAGGCCAGCUGGCGUCGUGUGGCGACGCCCAGAGCUGGGUGUGAAUACGCCGCGUGGAGCUCUUGGCCGCGACGCGGCGCGGAGUAUCGCCGCGAGGACGAACACUAAGCUAGCGGAGUAUGUCCGGCCGAUCCGUCCGCGGACUGACUGGUGUUACGUGCAGAGCACCACGUGGGUGCACGUGCCUCGGCGACUCGGGGCCACCGGGACCGGGCGUCCCUCGCAUUAGGAAAACAACAUUACCGCUAACGUGUGAAAGAGUUUUUAUUAGGUUAGCCAUCCACGUGCCAUUUCGGGUACUUAUUCCCCCCCAGUCCUUUAGUUAGGUAAGAACACGGAUCUCACAAUUCUGACUGACAUGUCUGACAUGCGUGACAUGACGUUAUUUAAAUGUUCUAUUUAUUUGUCGAUGUUUAUGUUGUGUGUUCUAUGUUUAAGUGUCAAAGGUAAGAAAAAAAUAAACUCAGGGACCUUGUGUAGCGUAGACGUACGCGAUAUUUGUAGAGGUGUCAGUGACUCAUAGCGUCUCUUGGCGAUUAGCUUGACACGUUUCUGUCUUUUUUUCGUGAUGUUCACGUGCUCUCCACCCAGCCAGAGGUCUGGCAAUAGCUCUAAAGGGCCACGAUUUUGCCUUUCAAAACCGACGAUGACUGUAGAUUCAGGACUUGCUAAGCGUGAGAGUUAGAAAUAGACGAAAGUGACAUUACCUAUUUUUAUAUUUGCUCGUUGAACAGGAAACAAAUCAUCAUUCCUACCACAUUUUGUGUUAUUAUGUUGAAAUGGAUCAUUGUGUUGCUCAAAAAUACAAUAAUUCCCUGAUUACUCGAUCUCCGAAAAGAAACCUGUCUUGUUUUGGUCAUUCAUUUCCCUCCCAUACCCAGCAGUCUCGCAAAACAUAUCGAAAACCGCACACAGUUAACCCCGUUAGCUCCUUAACAGGCUGUGAGAAUCGUUGAAGAUCAUUAUUUAUACCAUUCACUCUCCCUCCAUGUCGUGGUAUGGGUGGCAGCACUGCUGUUGUCUGCAUCGUCUACUAUACAGCUUCCAUAACCCGCCGACUGAUGGCGCCACUGUCGCCUAUCGAACCUUACUUGUUACCUUGGAACCAAUAAAGAUUCUCUUGCUACACUGACCA